Messenger RNA from Trematosphaeria pertusa, 1287 nucleotides. RefSeq lists its product as uncharacterized. Lineage: Eukaryota; Fungi; Ascomycota; Dothideomycetes; Pleosporales; Trematosphaeriaceae. The record is from RefSeq and is a predicted model, not a curated record. The coding region runs from base 1 to 1287 and encodes 428 amino acids. The transcript has a single exon.
AUGCCGCCGAAGCGCAAAGCCGCCGCCUCAGCUAGCAACGACUCGCCACGCCCCGCCAAAGCCCGCAAAGGCCCCAACGGCGCCGUCAGCACGCUGAUCCCAAUCGGCCCGCGCUCGCGCGCCGUCGUUGGCGUCAAAAACACGGCGAUGCUGCACAUGCUGUGCAACGACACCAAGACCGGUAAGCAGAAGGAGCUGCACUUCAAGAAGCUAGUGCACUCGCAGAUCGACUGGGACAGCGCGGAGGACAUCGCCAAGAUCAACAGCUGGCGCAACCAGCUGUACGGACGCGCGGGGCUGAAGGCCAAGACGGUGACGAUGUGGCACGAGGACGAGAAGGCGUUCCUGGAGCUGUACUUCCAUCUGCUGAUCCUCGAGGGCAUGAAGCAUGGGCUCAUGGUGCCGAAGGCGAAGGAUGUGCUGGACGACUUCAAUGGCUUCUUCGUCGGGAAGGUGUUGACGGAUCGGGAUGGUGUUGAGGCGGAGCCUCGUCAGCCCCGCAAGCAUAAUGCCUUUGUGAGUAAGAUGACUCGUGUUAUUGGCUUGUUGAAGGAGCGGGCGGAGGAUAUGCUCAUUGGGAAGACGGGGGACUACUUCCGGCCGAAGAUUACGCCGAAGUUGCUGGAGGAGUACAAGGCGAUGAUGGAGGAGCUGGCGGAGCAGGGUGUCGAGGAGGACGUCUUGAACCCCCAGGAGGAUAUGGCGAACGACAAGCGCUACAUCGGGCACUGGAAGAAGUACUUCCCGGACUUGGUGAGCAAAGAUGAUGCGCAGAUGCCGGAUGCGUCCGAUGAGGCUACUCUCGUCAAACGAGAAGCCGAACCGAAGAUGGACGAAGCUGGUGUCGAGUGUGAGACGACCCAGGACAGCCCCGCGUCUUCCUCCACGCUCUCCACCGAAGAGUCUGACUCCGCCGAGCCUGUGACGCCUGGAAAAGACGGUGAGCAGCCCAUCGGCCAAUGCUCUCUUUCCACUGUGGUUGACUCUAAAGCAGCGACUAUCACCGCCGCCGCGGAGGACGUCCUCGACGCAGAAGGUGAGACCACUCUUAUCGCUGAGGAAGUCGUUGUCGUUAAGGUCGAUGGUUCAUCAACUCGCCAUCCGGAGGAAGAAGCCAUUGAGUGGAGCGACUCUGAGAACGCCUCCGCCGUUGCGAAGGAGAAGGACGGUGAGAACUCCCGUGUUGUCACUACUGACUCCCUGACAACCGAUGCUGACAUCUUGGAAGCAGCAUCGACCCUUAUUUCCAUGUCGCUCCAUCCAACGCCGGCCAUGCAGUUUCUCUAG